CUCACUGCCCACCAGUGGCCAUGGCAACAUCAGGAAGUUACCCUAUAUGGUCUAGAAAGAGGAGGCAUGAAUAAUCCACCCCUUGUUUAGCAUAUAAUCAAGAAAUAACCACAAAAAUGCGCAACCAGCACCCUCGGGGCUGCCCCCCCUAUGGAUUAGCCAUUCUUUAUUCCUUUACUUUCCUAAUAAACUUGCUUUCACUUUAUGGAUUCGCCUCGAAUUCUUUCUUGUGCGAGAUCCAAGAACCCUUUCUUAGAGUCUGAGAUCCAGACCCCUUUCCUGUAACAAAAGGUCUUGGACUGAAGUACUGACUCCACAGUCUUUAAUAAAGUAUCCUAGUUAUUUAAUAGUUGCGGUCUCGGGCUCUUGUUGGGCCGCGGUGGGUUCUGGGAAGUGUAGUUCGCCUGAGUCUCCAGUUCCUUGUCUCUGGGCGGUGUGGGCACGCCAGCGAGGCACUGUGGGAGUCGUAGUACCGGAGGAAAACCCUAUACCCUCUCUCCUGGGCCGCAGGAGUUUGGGGGACUAUAGUCGCUAAAGCCCUACAUAGUCUUCCGGCUUUGGGCGUGGCCGCGAUGCACUCUGGGAGUCGUAGUAGGGGAAGACAGUCCUCCGCUCUUUUGCGCAGGGUCGCAGGAUGUUCUGGGAAGUGUAGUUGCCUGAAGCUCGUGUUCUUUGUCUUUCGGUGAUGUGCGUGUGGCCUCAAGGCACCCUGGGAGUUGUAGUGGGGCGGGGAAAGUCAUUUGCUCUCUCCAGCGGGGUCGCGGUUGUUCUUGGGAAGUGCCGUUGCCUGAGUCCCGCGUUCUUCGUUUUUCGGCUGGUUGUGCGUGUGGCCGAGAGGCACGCGGGGAGUUAUAGGAACCGAAAGCCCUGUGUAGUCUCCCGCGGCGGGCCGCGGUUGUUUCUGGGAAGUGUGGUUGCCUAGGUCCCGAGUCUUUGUUUCUAGGCUCUGGGGUGGGAGGAUAGCCCUAUGCUCUGGAACGCGGGGCCGCGGGGCCUUCUGGGAAUUGUAGUUGUCCCAGGCCCUCGUUCUUUGUUUCCUCGCGCGGGAGCGCGGCGAACUGGGCGAUCCAGUAGGAACGAAAACCGUAUGCCCUUGCGCGCAGGGCCGCAUUGGUUUCUGGGAAUUGUAGUUUCUUGAGGCAGGCGGCGUGCUGGGGUGACGUCCGCGGGCUUCUGAAGACGCACUCCUGCGACGCCCGCGGUGGGGCCCUCGGGGGCGGCUCCGAGCGUCUGGCCUGUGUAGGCAAGGAAAGGAGCCCCCCGGUCUGCGCCGGAUGGCCCCGGGCGGUGACUUUUCGGAGCCCCGGGACGCUACACCCACCUGGCCGGAAGCACAACGGAAACGCGCCGUCCUGUGGCCACUGUUAGGUGGCCGGGUUCCGGGGAGGCGCGCCGUGGCAGGAGGAGAAAGCCGGCGCCAGUGGUCCAAGCGCCCUCUCUGGGGGCCCCGCUCUCUACGUGGGAGGCGCGGAGCGGGGGCCGCGGGAAUCCCCAGUGCGGGAUCUAGUGCCUUGGGCGCGGCCUAGCUGGCCCGUUCGCUCAGGGCUCCUCUCUCUCUGACAGGUCUGCCAUUUUACACUUUCUGAUCUCCUCGGUCCCUUCUGUGAGCUAUGUCUCAGACAGAGACAGGGUCUCCUCCUGUCGCCCAGGCUGGAGUGCAGUGGGGCGAUCAUAGCAUCCUGUAACCUCAAACUCGGCCUCAAGUGAGCCAACCCGUUGAGCCUGUCUCCUCUUUUCUUUGUGAAGUGCAGCCGUAUUUUUCAGGACUUGGGACGUGGCUUUCUCUUACAACCACCUGCCUGGCGGAACCCCAGGACCCUGUCCCCUGUUCCUCCUUUUCAGGGGUCAGUGACAUUCAGAGAUGUGGCCAUAGACUUCUCCCAGGAGGAGUGGAAAUGGCUUCAGCCUGCUCAGAGAGAUCUGUACCGAGGUGUAAUGUUGGAGAACUAUGGCCAUCUUGUCUCACUGGCAGGUCUUUCCAUUUCUAAGCCAGAUGUGGUUUCCUUAUUGGAGCAAGGGAAAGAACCCUGGCUGGGGAAAAGGAAUGUGAAAAGAGAUCUGUUUUCAGUUUCAGAAUCAAGUGGUGAGAUCAAAGACUUUUCACCAAAAAAUGUCAUUUAUGAUGACUCAUCCCAGUAUUUGAUCAUGGAAAGAAUUCUAAGUCAAGGCCCUGUGUAUUCCAGUUUUAAAGGAGGCUGGAAAUGCAAGGAUCAUACAGAGAUGCUGCAAGAAAAUAAGGGAUGUAUUAGGAAAGUAACAGUCUCUCAAGAAGCCCUGGCUCAACGUAUGAAUAUCAGUACUGUGGAGAGGCCCUAUGGAUGCCACGAGUGUGGAAAAACUUUUGGUCGACGCUUUUCCCUGGUGUUACACCAGAGGACUCAUACUGGAGAGAAACCAUAUGCAUGUAAGGAAUGUGGCAAAACCUUUAGCCAGAUUUCAAACCUUGUGAAACAUCAAAUGAUACAUACUGGAAAGAAACCCCAUGAGUGUAAGGAUUGUAAUAAAACAUUCAGUUACCUUUCAUUUCUUAUUGAACACCAGAGAACGCACACUGGGGAGAAACCUUAUGAAUGUACUGAGUGUGGAAAGGCCUUUAGCCGUGCCUCCAACCUCACUCGACAUCAGAGAAUUCAUAUAGGAAAGAAACAAUAUAUAUGUAGGAAAUGUGGGAAAGCAUUUAGCAGUGGCUCAGAACUCAUUCGCCACCAGAUUACACAUACUGGAGAGAAACCUUAUGAAUGCAUUGAAUGUGGGAAGGCAUUUCGCCGUUUCUCACACCUUACUCGACAUCAAAGCAUCCAUACAACCAAAACCCCAUAUGAAUGUAAUGAAUGUAGGAAAGCUUUCCGUUGUCACUCAUUCCUUACUAAACAUCAGAGAAUUCAUGCUGGAGAAAAGCUCUAUGAAUGUGAUGAAUGUGGUAAAGUUUUCACUUGGCAUGCAUCCCUUAUUCAACAUAUGAAGAUUCAUACUGGAGAGAAACCCUAUGCAUGCGCUGAGUGUGAUAAAGCCUUCAGCCGGAGCUUUUCCCUCAUUCUACAUCAGAGAACUCAUACUGGAGAGAAACCCUAUGUAUGUAAGGUAUGCAACAAAUCCUUCAGCUGGAGCUCAAAUCUCGCUAAACAUCAGAGAACACACACUCUUGACAACCCCUAUGAAUAUGAAAAUUCAUUUAAUUACCACUCAUUCCUUACUGAACACCAGUGAAUUACACUGCAAAGAAAAACUACGAAUGUAUGAAAUUUUUUUUAAAGUACUAUAAUGCCUUACUUUUACUUCGGAGAACUCUUGGAAAGAAGCCUUAUGUGAGAGUGAUGAAUGUGAAGUAAUAUGGCCCACAAUUUAUUCAACAUCCUGGAGGAAAAAAACCCAGAAAUAUGUGGAAAAGCCAUUAAUAACCACUCUUUUUUUUUUCCCCAAUAACAAGGUAAAAUCGAUAUUGUUGAGAAGAUUCUUCUUCCAUCUGGAAAUAUUGAGAAGACUUCAUUUGGUAGGAUUCCCUUACUCUACAUGUGUAAAUUCCUACCAAGAAAGAAUACAUAUCCAAUAGAUUGGAGAAAGCCAGAGAUUAUUAACCCUCAUUCUGCAGCUGUCAACCAGGACACAAUGCAUGGGCAAGGGAUGAGCUUUACAAAGAUGUACUUUGGAGAUGAGGAUAUUCAUGUUUAAGUGAUACAAAUACAGUGAUUCGGGAAUGCCUUCAUUUACAAUGCAAUACUUACAUUUUAAUACUCUCGUAAGAGAAAAAGCAACUGUAUAAAAGAAUGUAGAGUAACUUUCUGCAAUAUUUCAAACCUAUAUCAGAGAACUACACUGUGGGAAAACUACCAUUGUAAGGAGUGUAGCAAAAUUAUCUUAGAUAUCUGAAAAAUCAUACUGGAUGGAAUCUGUGAGAAAGGGUUCUAUUUUGAGGGAAGGGGGAUUGCUUUUUGUUUUUUAAGUGAAUUCAGAAAAUGUUAUAAAUAAAUCUUUUGGUUUAUUAUAAA
This is a messenger RNA of Chlorocebus sabaeus (green monkey), 3986 nucleotides long. It is a transcript of the gene ZNF140, whose product is annotated as zinc finger protein 140. Gene Ontology annotation, biological process: regulation of transcription by RNA polymerase II. The record is from RefSeq and is a predicted model, not a curated record. Gene Ontology annotation, cellular component: nucleus. Gene Ontology annotation, molecular function: RNA polymerase II cis-regulatory region sequence-specific DNA binding; DNA-binding transcription factor activity, RNA polymerase II-specific. NCBI's taxonomy places the organism in Eukaryota, Metazoa, Chordata, Mammalia, Primates, Cercopithecidae.